Molecule: messenger RNA, 2117 nt
Organism: Paralichthys olivaceus (Japanese flounder)
Lineage: Eukaryota; Metazoa; Chordata; Actinopteri; Pleuronectiformes; Paralichthyidae
Source: RefSeq, a predicted model, not a curated record
AUGUACAAUUUGUACAAUGAAGUUCAGGCCCGCAGAGGAGCAAACGACAUCCCAGCUGACAACCAGAAGAAUGGCAGAGAAACGGAGUGUGGCCUGGUGCACAGUUCUGGUCUUUUUGUGCCGGGCCAGAAUCACCCUGGAGCUCUGCCUGUGCCACAUCACCGUGGCAACGGCUGCAACUACAACCCCAACGGGUACAGCUACCCCGUGAGUCAUCAGGAUGGCUACGGUUACUGCCACGGCAACGGUGUCUCAGAGAUCGGGGACUUGCUGCAGGAUUAUUUGGGACAGGGGAAACAAAUUGGCCGGAAGACCAAUGGAGCGCGCCAUGUGCACUUCAGUGACACGAUCAAGGUGAGUCAGGACACCCCUGCAUACGAGAAUGAGUUCAGCAGAAGAUAUCAAAACGACAGGUUUGGUCAUGAACAGUUUCGGGACAGUUUUGAGGCGACUGAAAACAGAAAGAAUCAAGUGUCUCAUAUGAAGGGCUCCCCUCGCAGAGAGAGUUCCCCCAACAAGGAAAACACAGGCGCCAAGCCCCCUCUGGGACAAAGGGAUGCUCCUGCUGCACAAUCACGCUCCCAGCUCCCACUAACGACUGUCGAAUCUCCCGCUCUGGACAGGAAGUGCUUCGGUCCGGGCAUCCUGGGAGACAGAAAGUGCAGCAGCCCCUCUGUUCUCAGGAAGUUUGGAGCCAUGCUGCAGGAAAAUGAGGGCAAAACUCUCACUGAAACAGGGGUGGUGACCCAACAGGAACUGUCCCUGGAGCCAAAAUGCCCCACCCCCGGGUGUCAUCGCAGAGCUCUGGGAGCUGCUGCAGUCGCCGGCAGGGCGCCCGCACGUAUGCCUGCCCACAAAUGCCAAGCGGAUUCUGAUGCGCUGACAGCAGAUUUAGAGCCGAGCCAAGAAUGGGGCUUAGUGUCAGACUCUGGGAGACAGAACCAUAAAGAUCAUAGGGGAGGCUACGGCGCAUCCAAAGGAUCUCAGCCCAGUCCUCAGCCGUCCCACAGGAGAUCACAGGUGGCAGGGAGCCCAAAGAUUAGACCUAGGACAAACAGUGGGGCAGAAAGAGAUGGAGGAAGGAAGCCUGCACCUCAACAUGUGGAGCCCAAAAUGGACUACAGGGUGUCCAGUGCUUCCUCUGGAGCUCACAGGAUUCAGAGGGGUGGGUUAGCAGGACAGGAGUUUCCAGGUUGCGGCCGAGUGAGGGAUGAAGGACUCAUUGAGCUGCUGGACAUGCUGGACAUCCAACAUGAGUUCAGCUCCAGCCCCAGAACAAGUCACACAGCUUACAGCAGACAGGAGCAGCAGGUAAAUCCAGCCGAGUCGUCUGCAGUAAAACCCAAUAGGUGCUUCUCUCGUCCAGCACGGCCAGCCAACCAGCGGCCUCCGUCCAGGUGGGCUAGCCGCACCCCGCCCGCUUUAAUCACCGCCCCAUCAGGCCCAGUGUAUCGCCCCCCAAGCCCAAUGACCAGAACCCAAAGCCCAGCCCUGAAGCACCGACCUCCUCUCUCCUACUCUCUUCAGACUGAGACUGUCAUUAUGUGAUACUUUUACAUUUCAGUAAAGCUUGAGCCCUCCCCAGGAAAACCCCUCAUGUGGUAACCACCCAACACGCUCUUUGUAAAUAGCGAGGACUUGCUCUGGUAAAGUGCUUACGAGAGAGUGGCGGGAAAAGUGCUUCAUUUCACCUCUAUGCCGCUUUAAGAGAUGAAACACAUCCACGACAUUCUCCAGUGUUGCUGUGGCUUUUUGCUUCUUUUGUGCCUAACAUUAGUCGACAGCUCCCCCUUUCUCCUCUUUUCUCAUUGUUUUUGUAUUGCGUUUAAGGUGUUUUCUGUACAAAGAGAUUUCAGCAUGCUGCCCUAGACUGAGGGUGCAUGCUCAUGUGUUUAAUCCUCAUUGUAGCCGUGUUGAAUCAAAUUCAACCUGGCCAAGAGAGGGAGUGGAUUAAUUGGCAACUGUGCUCCAAGCAGCAAACCUGCUAACUGUCAAAAACAGUGUGUUUUACUGUAUCAUAUUGUCAAAGUAAUAUAUUUAAGAUGUUCAAAUACCAGCUGUGAAAAAUGACUGAUAUGCCUUUAAUGUUUUUUUUGUUUUCUUGGUAAUAAAUAUGA